Messenger RNA from Kickxella alabastrina, 1584 nucleotides. RefSeq lists its product as uncharacterized. Lineage: Eukaryota; Fungi; Kickxellomycota; Kickxellomycetes; Kickxellales; Kickxellaceae. The transcript has a single exon. The record is from RefSeq and is a predicted model, not a curated record. The coding region runs from base 87 to 1508 and encodes 473 amino acids.
CUUUCCACUAUUCAUUUUCUGCUUUAUGAGCUUUUUUGUUCUCAAUUCUCAAUUUAUUUUUUAUCUUUUCCAAUUAGCAGUAUUAAAUGCUGGCAAAUUCCGCAAACAGCAGCAAUGGCAGCAGCAGCACCACAGAGGCCAGCCGCGCCCUCCACGCACUAAACCAAGCACUCCCCUACGCACACACCAUCGCCGAACGCUCCCAGCUCGAACUCAGCAUCAACCUGCACCAGCACCAGCACCAAUCCCUCCUUCAUCAUCACAAGCAUCUGCACACCCUCCAAACAACGCUUACCCGAGCGCAAUCCGCCCUCCAACAAAGCCAACAAGGCCAACUGAACGACCAACAGAGGCUGCGUCGGCUACAAAGCGACAGUGUGUUUUCACUGAUGGUGCCAUUACGCAAGAAAGAACGCGAAAGCGCACAGAACGCAUUGGGAUUUUCUGAUAUGAUGGUGGAGCGUGCGCAGAGGGAUGUUAUGAGGGUGGAGGCGGAGAUUGACACAAUGAGGAAGAAGUUUGAGGAGAGUAGCCGCAGGAUGAGGGAUGAGUGCUGGAUGGCUGAGCAAGCGUGUCGGGAUGUUUUGCGCAGAGCUGGUACGGUUGCAGAGAUACAGCAGCAGCCGGCAGCAGCCACCCCUUUGACGCCACCGCCGAUACCGCCGGUUCCCCCGCCGCCGCCACCGCCGCCGCCACCAAUUCCGCCGGAUCUGCCGCAAUCAAAUCAAAUCACCACCCACCGCUACACCGCUGCCAAACAGCGGCCGCCGCCACCGCCUCCGCAGUCCCAGCGGCCGUUCUCAAUCAGCGCCGACACCAGCUUUGAAAUCCAAGCAUCGCUGCACCAUUUCCAAUCAACGCUCCCACCAGAACUCCUCCACCCACUCGCCACACCCCCGCCACCUUCAGCAUCUGCUGGCUCUGCUGGAUCUGCUGCAACAAUUAAUUUUAGUGCAUCGCUUUGGCACGCUCUUUAUAUGACACUUCGGUAUAUUUACCCACAUGCCGAAGUUACUCUGGACCAGGGUAACGCGCUAUUCGGCGCCGACGCGUAUUUGAAUUUACAAACCACCAUUCGCCUGCCUGUCCUCAUAACCAACUCAUUUUCCUCUUCCCACCAUUUUUCCUCUGGCACCGCAGCAGCAACAGCAGCAGAGAACUUGGAUAAUGAACAUUAUCGGCCACGCCGUAGUGUCAGUGGCAAUCAACGUGCGUUAGCCGAAAGCUUCGGUUUAAAAUCAUCAUUGUGUGAUUUACGUAAAGUAGAAUCCGCCAUUAAGAAACUCGUCUUGUUAAUUAGUACCGAGCGACAAGCGAGGAAUUCCGGUUUAUUGGUUUCAAAGGAAGGCGUGGUGGUUGUAAGGAGAACAGCGAGGCAGAGUGUAUGUGUGAGUCGACUUUGUGGGAUUGUUGAUGGGUGGAUACAUCCCGUGGCAUUUAUUGCUUGGUAUAUGGCUGUGAUUAUUGAGAGUCCUGUGGUGGAGUAUGAGCCUCCAUUAUUUCUUUAAAAACAAAUAUAUGCGGAGUUUAUUGUUAUUGUUUAAUUAAUUAAAGUCUAGAGUUUGAAUAAAAGGUGAAAUGACA